Messenger RNA from [Candida] anglica, 2415 nucleotides. The record is from the annotation of a GenBank genome assembly. Lineage: Eukaryota; Fungi; Ascomycota; Pichiomycetes; Serinales; Debaryomycetaceae.
AAUAUGUCGACUCUUACACUUCAAGAAGAUGACCUUUUCAUGGUUCGCUUCACUUGGUCUAAUUUGUUAGCCAAAAAAAAGCUGGGUCAAAAGGAUUUCAUGAACAAGUUAUUCGCAAAUAUGAUCAAUUCAAACCCGAAGCUCAAAUCCCUUUUCCACAGCGAAGCCAUUGCUCGCGAGCAGGCCUCGCUUGUUGGGGAAAUGCUUUCCUUCACAGUUGCUUAUAUCGAUGAUCCAGAAACUUUAUCUGAGUGCAUGUCACUGUUUGUUGAAGAAAAUUCUAGUAUAUCUCGAUAUGGAAUUCACUAUAUUGAACCUAUGGGAAUCUCUUUGAUUCAAACUUUUCAUCAAUUUUUACCAAAAGGGAAGUUCACUCCGCAAUUAGAAGGGUUAUGGGUCAAGGUUUACUUGCAUCUUGCAAACAGCUUUUUACAAUGUUCAAAUGAUAAUGAUGGUCAUUCAUUGGUGAGUAUUGAACUGGAGAAGGAAGAGCCACCACAGCCUAAAUUUGGUCCUGUUAAAGUCAAGUUUCAACUUUCAAGUAAUGAGAAAUACAGAGGAUUCAGAAGAAGUGCUAAUGAAGAGCCUGAUAGGGAAUUGGAAGCAUCUGUCCCAACUUACGAACAACCUCGUAGUACUACUGGUAGCACUAUGAAGAUUUCAUCUCCUAUCCAAACUCCUCUUACACCAGUUUCAAGUGCCAGUCCUACUCCAUUUGAUCCAAGGAAGCUGAGAAGAAACUCCAAACCUUUAUUCAAGGAAGAAUCAAAGUAUAGCUCUGUCAGUUCUGAAGAAGAGGAAGAAGAACAAGAUAUUGAAGUUCCAGCAUACAACCCAAGAAGACUUAGACCAAAUACGUUUAAGGUACGCCAAGACUCAGAACCAAUACAAAAUAUCAUUCCAGUGGUUGAAAAAGAUGAAAUGCUCGAUGGACAAUUCCAGGAUCCUCCUACCCCACCACCAAAAACUGCACCAAUUUAUCCUGGUAGAGACCCAAGAAGACUUCAAUUUAAGAAACCUCUUCCCGCCCAAUAUGAUUCUGAUUCUGACGAAGAAUCAAUGGUGAAGAGACCAGCGUUUGAUCCUAGAAAACUUCGUAGAAAGCAAGUGGAAACACCCGUUGAAAGUGAAGUUGAAAGGGAUGAUGAGUCUGUCUACACUACGACUGCUCCAUUAUUUACCAGUCGUCCAGCUGUAGUUGAAGACGAAGAUUUGGAAUCUGCGUUUGAGAGUCCUACAUCUGAUCCUGAAGAAAAUUCCCUUAUGGAAGAAUUGAUUCAAUUGACAACUCAAAUUCCUGAAAGAACUGUUUCAUCUGAACUGCAUCAACACCCAUACGGAAAUGGUUUAGCUCCAAUUCGUGAAUAUGAUGAUGAUUGUGCUUCUUCAAAGUAUGAUAGUGAAAAUGAGACAAUCCAAGACAACACAUCCUCCACCUACGAGAGAUCAAGCAGCCAUGAUGAGGUAUCUUCUGGUGUGUCUACUUUGUCAUUGCAUAAUUCUGAUUAUAGAUCCUCGAUUUCUUCAGGUAAUUCUUCUCCAAACUUCUCACCUUUCCAAAGUGGAAAACCAACAAUGACACACCAACCAAGACAAGCUUCUCAAUCCAGUGAAAUAAGUUAUAUGAAACCACUUGAUAUUCCAGAACCAAGAACAACUUACGCUAAGCCUCAAGCUAAAUAUCGUGCUUCUGCUGGGUUCAUGAAGAGUAGUUUUAUCUUGCUGCAAGUUAUGAAUUCUCAAACUAUUGCUUCCCAGAAGGCUCCACCUGCUGUCCAAAGCACUACUCAACCCACAAUUGCUACAAUUACGCCAGUUGUUAAAAAUGUAGUUGAUGUCAUCCCGGCUCAGAUUAAGGAAGAACCUAAGGUUUCUUUACCAACUCUUGCGUCUCCUGUGGAAUCUGACUCUGAGGAUGACUGCCUUGACUUGAUUAAUCUGUUUGUUCCAGUGACCGCUAACAAGAAGCAAGCACCUGUUCCUGCUCUUACCAGACCAGCUGCACCAUUUGCUCAACAAAAGGCAAUCUCACAACCAAGAUCCCAUCCUCAACUUCGAAGAUCUUCCACCAGAUCAACAACAUCUUUGCAACUGGCCAAGCAACCAGCUGUUGUCGUGUAUAACACCCCUGUUAAGAGAUCAUUGAAGGAAAGAUUGGGACUUUCGAGAUCGUCUUCCAGAAAGAAUUCACUUGCAUCAGCUCUGACUUCAGACUUGUGCUCUAUUAAGUCCAAUGAAUCAUGCAGUUCUACAUUUUCAGGAUUUUCCUUCUUUAGUAGCACUGGUAGCAACACCACCAGACGUGCUCUGUUGGAUACUAGAAGACAACUGAUUGAUACCAGAGCUUCUCGUAAGACUGACAAGUACAAUAGAGUGAAGGGUGCAAGAUUCAGUAUGUUUGGAUCUGCAUUCUAA